Messenger RNA from Otolemur garnettii (small-eared galago), 2517 nucleotides. RefSeq names its product carboxypeptidase X, M14 family member 2 (gene CPXM2). The transcript has 14 exons. The record is from RefSeq and is a predicted model, not a curated record. NCBI's taxonomy places the organism in Eukaryota, Metazoa, Chordata, Mammalia, Primates, Galagidae. Gene Ontology annotation, molecular function: zinc ion binding; metallocarboxypeptidase activity. Gene Ontology annotation, biological process: proteolysis. Bases 93 to 2036 code for a protein of 647 amino acids.
CCAAGAGGACCACCAAACCCAAGAAGGGGCCCAAGAAGGAAAAGCUGGCUCUGGAGACGCCUCCACCAGGUAAAAAAAGCAACAGAAAAGGCAUGAGAACCAAGAACACUGAGAAGGCUGCCAGUGAUGAUCACGGUGUCCCUGUGGCCCAUGAAGAUGUCAAAGAGAGUUGCCCGCCUCUUGGUCUGGAAACCUUAAAAAUCACAGACUUCCAGCUUCAUGCCUCCACGGCGAAGCGCUAUGGCCUGGGAGCACAUCGUGGGCGACUCAACAUCCAGGCAGGUAUUAAUGAAAAUGAUUUUUACGACGGGGCGUGGUGUGCAGGCAGGAAUGACCCCCACCAGUGGAUUGAAGUGGAUGCCAGGCGCCUGACCAGAUUCACGGGCGUCAUCACGCAAGGAAGGAACUCGCUCUGGCUGAGUGACUGGGUGACAUCCUAUAAAGUCAUGGUGAGCAAUGACAGUCAUACCUGGGUCACCGUCAAGAAUGGAUCUGGAGACAUGAUAUUUGAAGGAAACAGUGAGAAGGAGAUCCCUGUUCUCAAUGAGCUGCCUGUCCCCAUGGUGGCCCGCUACAUUCGCGUUAACCCGCGGUCCUGGUUUGACAACGGGAGCAUCUGCAUGAGGCUGGAGAUCCUCGGCUGCCCGCUGCCAGAUCCUAAUAACUACUAUCACCGGCGGAAUGAAAUGACCACCACUGAUGACCUGGAUUUUCGGCACCACAACUAUAAGGAAAUGCGCCAGUUGAUGAAGGUUGUGAAUGAAAUGUGCCCUAAUAUCACCAGAAUUUACAACAUUGGCAGAAGCCACCAGGGCCUGAAGCUGUAUGCUGUGGAGAUUUCCGACCGGCCUGGAGAACAUGAAGUCGGUGAGCCUGAGUUCCACUACAUCGCAGGCGCCCAUGGCAACGAGGUGCUGGGUCGGGAGCUGCUGCUGCUGCUGCUGCAGUUCCUAUGCCAGGAGUACCUGGCCCGGAACCCGCGCAUUGUCCGCCUGGUGGAGGAGACCCGGAUUCACAUCCUCCCCUCCCUGAACCCUGAUGGCUACGAGAAGGCCUGGGAAGGGGGCUCGGAGCUGGGGGGCUGGUCCCUGGGACGCUGGACCCAUGAUGGGAUCGACAUCAACAACAACUUUCCUGAUUUAAACACCCUGCUCUGGGAGGCAGAGGACCGAAAGAAUGGCCCAAGGAAAGUUCCCAAUCAUUAUAUUGCAAUCCCGGAGUGGUUUCUGUCGGAAAAUGCCACGGUGGCUGUGGAGACGAGAGCGGUCAUUGCCUGGAUGGAAAAGAUCCCCUUCGUGCUGGGCGGCAACCUGCAGGGGGGCGAGCUGGUGGUGGCCUACCCCUACGACAUGGUGCGCUCUCCGUGGAAGACCCAGGAGCACACCCCCACACCCGAUGACCACGUGUUCCGCUGGCUGGCCUACUCCUAUGCCUCCACUCACCGCCUCAUGACUGAUGCCCGCAGGAGGGUGUGCCACACGGAGGACUUCCAGAAGGAGGAGGGCACUGUCAACGGGGCAUCCUGGCACACCGUUGCGGGAAGUCUGAACGAUUUCAGCUAUCUUCACACAAACUGCUUCGAGCUGUCCAUCUAUGUGGGCUGUGACAAGUACCCGCACGAGAGCCAGCUGCCCGAGGAAUGGGAGAACAAUCGGGAAUCUUUGAUCGUGUUCAUGGAGCAGAUUCAUCGCGGCAUCAAAGGUGUAGUGAGAGAUUCACAUGGAAAAGGAAUUCCAAAUGCCAUUAUCUCCGUAGAAGGCGUUAACCAUGACAUUCGAACAGCCAGCGAUGGAGAUUACUGGCGCCUGCUGAACCCUGGAGAGUAUGUGGUCACAGCAAAGGCAGACGGCUUCACCGCAUCCACUAAGAACUGUAUGGUUGGCUAUGACAUGGGGGCCACGCGGUGUGACUUCACGCUCAGCAAAACCAACCUGGCCAGGAUCAGAGAGAUCAUGGAGAAGUUUGGGAAGCAGCCCGUCAGCCUGCCUGCCAGGCGACUGAAGCUGCGUGGGAGGAAGAGACGACAGCGCGGGUGACCCUCCAGGACCCUUGAGACACAUCCUGGCCCGAACACGUUAACCCAACCCGGUAGCAGCUCCACAGCAGACUCACUCACUGUUGUUUUCUCUGUAAUUGAAGAGGCACCUGGGAGAGUGUGCACAUUACACGGCUGGUCCCAAGGGGAGGGCUGGAGCCUUGGCUGUUUCCUUUGUUCCCAUUUAUCCAAAUAACUUGGACAGAGCAGCAGAGAAGGCUGGUGGGAGUGAGAGAAUUCAGCAAGUCAGCCUGGGAAUCUGAGAGAAAGGAGGCACCCAGUCACAGCCUCUUGGGUAGACAGGGAGGGAGACCGGUGCUUCCCUCUCUGUGCAACAGCAAGAGUUCUGUGUGCGUUUGCAGUUUGUGCAGUGAAAAUGGCAGCAUUCCUGGGCCUGCCCCUCUCACAUGUUACCACACGAGAUGUUUAUGGGCAUCCUAAGCAAAUCUACCUUCUCUGGCCCCAGGACAUUCUAAGGUGCU